This is a messenger RNA of Clonostachys rhizophaga, 702 nucleotides long. The record is from the annotation of a GenBank genome assembly. NCBI's taxonomy places the organism in Eukaryota, Fungi, Ascomycota, Sordariomycetes, Hypocreales, Bionectriaceae.
AUGAAUUCCUUGGACAAGAUUCCUUUAAAUUACGAGGCCUCGGAGGGCGACACCCACAAGAAGCUCACCACCAGCUUGCCUCAAGAGGUGGUUCAAUGUCUCGAAAAUGCCCGCUUCCUGCAUCUUGCGACAUGCUCCGAUAACGUGCCCAAUGUCUCCUUGAUGAACUACACAUACCUGCCCUCGUCGCCCUACAACUCAUCUCCCGUCAUCAUCAUGACCACCAACCCGGCCUCCCGGAAGACGACCAGCAUUCUCUCCAACCCCAACGUGUCCCUGCUUGUCCACGACUGGGUCUCCCACCGUCCACCAAGCCACACCCGCCGCCCAUCAGGCGGCUCCCCCACGCGCGAGCCACCCUCCAGCCUGGCCUCGCUCCUCCUCAACCUCAACUCCUCGGAAAUCUCGAGCAUCAGCGCCACGAUCGGUGGCGCCGCGCGGAUAAUACAGACCGGCUCGGAAGAAGAGAAAUACUUCUGCGAUCAGCACUUGGCGAACCACACAUACGACGACGAGGACAACCAGCUGUUCCGACAGCGGAGCAACCCAGGCUCGGAUAGCCGGACGGGCCAGUUCGUCGCAGGCCGAGAGGUGAGCGUCAUUGCGGUGGAGAUCAAGGAUGUGAGGAUUAGUGAUUACAAGGGUGCCGUCAGAGACUGGGCUAUUGUCCCCGAGGAAAGUCUCGUCAACGGUUCAACGUAG